AUGGCGCCGACCUCUCGCGACAUGGCCCUGUCGGUCUUAAUUCCACUACCAUUCGACAUAAUAUCGACCGUCUUACGCUUCUGGAUCCGUUACAAGAGGAAGGCAUGGGGACCAGAUGACUGGGCUAUGUUGAUCAACUUGCCAUUCUGGUCGGUGAGUACUAUAGCCACAAUCGCCAUGGCUUGGAGUGGUGUUGGUCAGUACGAUGGCUCUUUGAGCGAGUAUCAAUAUUCCAACUCUUUGAGGUGGUUUUAUAUCUUUCAGGAGCCCUGGUGCUUCACUCUCAUCGCCAUCAAAUGUAGCAUCGGGUUCGCCUUGAUCCGAAUCGCGAGCGGCAAGAAAUGGAUCGAGAUGGUCAUCUACACCUGCAUGAUAUCUUGUUUUGUCGUCAUGGGCGGAACAGGGAUGUACCUUUUCUUCCAAUGUUCACCGGUACAAAAGAAUUGGUAUGUCAACAUGGAGGGCGUAUGUAAAGAGCGCAGCAUCCAGACGGCACUGUCAUAUGCCGUUGCCGUGGUAUCAAUUUCGACAGACUGGAUCUUCGCGACCCUACCCAUCUUCCUGCUGUGGGAUGUACAACUCGACUGGCGAGUCAAAAGCUCCGUGAUAGCCAUGCUCGGCUUGGGAAUCUUCGCCUCCAUCGCCCCAAUCGUGCGUCUCAAGUUCUUAAUCGGCCUGAACGACCCGAACCGGCUUCUCCAGAACCUCGGUGAAAUCCUCGCCUGGGCCACCGCAGAAAUGAAUGUCGGCAUGUUCGUCGCCAAUCUACCCGCAUGCCGACCCAUACUCACCAACCUCAUCACCCGUUUUUCUACCUGGUCCGGAAGCCACUCGCGACCUUCUCAUGGCUUGUCGAAGAAGCCAUAUGCCCGAGGUUCACUGCGUGGCGGCGAUCCGGCCUCGAAACACUGGAUGGAGCUUGAUGAGCGACCAGAGAGCACUGGGCUGAAGAACCACUUGGGAAGCAAAUCCAAGGAAGUCGGUGUCGAGACGAAGAUUUAUGGCGACUUGGAUGAGUUCAGCAACACUAGUCUGGAUCAUGAUGACGGGAGCCAGAAGCGUAUCGUUAGCAAGCGACCGAGUGGCGAUGGCAUCCAGGUCAACGUUCAGAAAGACUUCAAAGUGGAGAUUAGUAAUGGAAAGCAACUACCAGCGUUGCCGAGGUUACCAUCGGAAUCUGUCUGA
Molecule: messenger RNA, 1185 nt
Organism: Alternaria atra
Lineage: Eukaryota; Fungi; Ascomycota; Dothideomycetes; Pleosporales; Pleosporaceae
Exons: 5
Coding region: 1-1185 (394 amino acids)
Source: RefSeq, a predicted model, not a curated record